Molecule: messenger RNA, 753 nt
Organism: Apodemus sylvaticus (European woodmouse)
Lineage: Eukaryota; Metazoa; Chordata; Mammalia; Rodentia; Muridae
Product: odorant-binding protein 1a-like
Exons: 8
Coding region: 1-753 (250 amino acids)
Molecular function (GO): odorant binding; small molecule binding
Source: RefSeq, a predicted model, not a curated record
AUGGGUGAUAGAGAACACCAAGCAAACAAGCCAUUUUUAUUCAAUAUGAAGCAUGGAGAUAUGAACAAAUUGAAACUGAAGCACCACUCAGAGGGCCAGCACAGCUAUGUGCAAGUGAUGGUGGAUGAUAUUGACAUGAAAGAAUACAAAAGUCAAUAUAUGAUUGAAGGAGAAUGGAUAACUGUUGCUAUCGCUGCUGAUAAUGUAGACAAGAUAGAACCAGCUGGAGAAAUGAGACUCUAUUGUCAUGAAAUUACUUGUGAAGAGGAAUGCAAGAUAUUGAAAAUCACAUUUUAUGUCCAUGAAAAUGGACAUUGCUCUUUGACCACAGUCACAGGGUAUUUGCAAGAAGAUGGUGAAACCUACAGAACUCAGUAUCAAGGGGAUAAUCAUUAUGUAGUUGUGAAGCAGACACCAGAGAACAUAGUCUUUUACAGUGAAAAUGUUGACAGAGCCAGCCAGAAAACAAAAUUGAUAUUUGUUCUUGGACAUAAAACUUUAACUCAUGAACAAAAUGAGAAACUUGUGGAAUUUGCCGAGUCAAAGCACAUCUCUCCUGAAAACAUUCGAGAAGUCCUGGAUAUAGAUAUCAAGAUGAGAAUUGUGCUUCAUAACCUCUUGACUGUAGAAUCAUGGUUCCUUAGAAGGCAGUUAGCUAUCAAGAAAGAAGAAGCAGAUGCAGUCUUCUCUGAGGAUAGGAAGAGUGAAAGGGAGAAGAAUAUAGACAGUGCUGUUACAUCCUCUUUCCUAUAG